AAUUACCUCAAUCCACCCAAAAGCCAAAACAAUCACAACCCAAAUCUCCAUGCAUAAAUAAUCUCAACACCUACCUCAAUAUAAAUCAACCAUCAACCAUAACCACAACAAAAACAAAUCACCCACAAUUCCAAUAAACACUUUUUUUCUUCAAAAAAAGCAAUGGCCUCUUCCCUCCCCAUUUCUCUCCUCCUCCACACACUUCUCCUCUUCGCAGUCCCAAUCUCAUCCUACCCUCUCGGCUCCAUCUGCAAACAAGCCAAAAACCCUAAUUUCUGCUACAAUCUCCUACAGCCUCACGCAAACGCAAACCUACAAGACCUCGAUCAGUUCGUGAUCGACGCGACGGCGGCGAGCGCCGCCAAAACGAGCUCCAAAAUCCAAUCCCUCCUCCCCCAAACCAGCGAUCCCAAUCUGAAGGUGGUCUACACCUUCUGCUCGAACUACUACAGCGCCGCGCUCGGCGCCCUCGCUGCGGCCAGGGAGAAGCUGCGGGCGCGCGCCUUCCGCGACGUGAAGUCCGCCGCGGACACCGUCUCCGGCGACGCCGAUGCGUGCCGGAAGGCGUUUGCCAUGGCGCCGUCGCAGCCCAUCGCCAUCGCAGGUGAUAACAAUGAGUUUGAGCUUCUCAGUAAUGUCUUCGUCGUCGUUUCUGGGAAGCUGUAGGCUCUUUUAUAUAUUGGAGGGUUGUGUGAGGAUUUGGUUGCUUGUUUGUGGAAGGAAUAAAAAGUUGGCUGGAUAGUGAA
Salvia miltiorrhiza (redroot sage) is the source of this 746-nucleotide messenger RNA. RefSeq lists its product as uncharacterized. Lineage: Eukaryota; Viridiplantae; Streptophyta; Magnoliopsida; Lamiales; Lamiaceae. Gene Ontology annotation, molecular function: pectinesterase inhibitor activity. The transcript has a single exon. The record is from RefSeq and is a predicted model, not a curated record. Gene Ontology annotation, biological process: negative regulation of catalytic activity. Bases 163 to 666 code for a protein of 167 amino acids.